AUGCCGAUAAAAAUUCCCGCCGACCGGGAAACCCACGUCAAUAGGAAGAUUGAGAAUGGCAACGCAGACGGCAGCGCAGAAGCGUCUGCCCAGCGCCGUCGGUUCCAGCUACCAGCUUGGCUGGACCACUUCAACAAACACGACUUGAAGAUCGUUCUUCGCUGUUGGGUAGCUAUCUGGGUGGCAUCCCUGUUAAUGUUCAUCGGCCCGGCCCUGCACAGCAUCGGAAUCGCCACAUUCUUCGGCGCACUUUUGCUGUACAUUGUGCCUCCCAGCAGCAUACUGAUCAUCUACCUUUUGGCAGCUUUGUCUCUUCUAUUCGGUAUGUGUUUGGCCUGGGCAUGGGGACUAAUUACCAUGAAAGCCGCCUUGGCCGCGCGCCCAGACUCGCAAACUAUGGCCCGACUGCUCCAACUGAAAGAAGAGGCCGCCUCACAGGCCAAGCAAACUGGGCAAAACCCUCUAGCAAUAGCAGAAAACCUCAUACAUGACGGCUUUAUGUUUGAUGCUCGAGUCACUGUUAUCUUCUACGUGAUGAGUUGCGUCUUCGUGUAUGUGAUGGCGCGACUGAGGGUGCUCAAUCAGAAGUUCGUUCUCGCGGAGAUAUUCGGCAUCAUCGUCAUGGACCUGUUCCUGCUCUUCGGUCCAACCCUCCCAUCAUGGAAUGGGGAGGUCGCCAAAGUCCUCGUUGAGCCGGGUGCUAUAGGGAUCGCUCUCGGCUUCGCGUGCUGUUUGUUGCUGUUCCCGCAGUCCACAUCAUACGCGAUUCUGUCUCAAAUGGAGAAAUUAGUUCUCAUGGGGCAUUUUCCAUUAGAAUGCACGCGGGACAGGUUGACUGAAAAGCCAGUAGACCUUGCCCAGAUGAAGUGCUCCAAAGCAAAAUAUAUUGAGACGUUCAAGGCUAUGAAACCCAUGAUGGCUUUCCUACCACUGGAUAUCUCCCGUGGCCGAUGGGGUGCCGAGGAUAUUAAGAGUCUUCUUGCUCCUGUCCGGCAGAUGAUGCUUACUCAUAUCGCUCUUUUGGACUUUCACAUCGCUCAACAACGAGCCCAUGAGAAGAUAAGUAAGAUGAAGUCAGACUCAGGUGGUGAAAACGGCGAUGCAGGUACAAAAGAAAAUACCUCCCCUUUUGGAAUGGGAAAUCGGCAGUUGCAAGAAGGAACAUAUAUGAUGCAUGCCCUUCAGUCCCCAGAGAUUGGAGAAAUCCGAUCCAAUACCACGCUGGCCCUCAGACAAUCUACCACAGAGUUGUUGCAUGUAUCUUCGGAAGCCAUCAGCUUGAUCGCUGAAUGUAUCCGUCUAGUCAACACGCGUCGAUGGUUCCGCCGACACCCGGCCGAGAAAUUUGACCAGAUGGCUUCUCGUGUGGAGGAAAUUCUGGAUCAACUGCGUUCUGCCAAGAAGAGCUGUGCCAGUGAAACCACAGAAGGAUUGAUCGAGAGCCACAUGGAUCUUUUCGACGAAAGCGGUAAUCUCAAGUCUCCAGAUCUUCAAGGUCCGUAUGCCCUUCGCGCCCUAGUCUUGGGCAUGGUAGCCGAAGAAAGAAUUCUUGGAUCAGCAACGGCCACAGAAAGUCUUCUGGCUCGGAUAUUGGGAUUAUGUAGAACACGCACCAAGCACCGCAUAUGGUAUCCGUGCGGCGUUCGCUACGCUGUAGCCUGGCUGGUCAACGGGCACCAGAACCCUCCUUUGUCUGGAAUGCCUAUGGGUAGCGGAGAUGAUCCCACCAUACUGGAUGACCAAGUCCAAGAAGCACAUCGCCAGCUUGGUAUAAGCCAUGGCCUUGGAGUGAGGCGUCGUCAAGGCAGGCUAAGCAAUAUCAUCAGGCGCAGCUGGCAUUGGCUCACUGAUACGGGAGGCAUGUAUGCCAUCCGUAUGGUGGUGGUCACAAUUGCAACGGCUAUUCCGGCGUCUUUACCAGCGACCGCGGGAUUUUUCUACCGCGAAAAGGGAAUUUGGGGCACAAUCACGGCGCAAAUUGGGGUGGUUAUCUACAUGGCAGACUUCACUUUCUCAUUUGUUAGUCGAACCGCUGGCACCAUACUUGGUGGCGUAAUGGGUAUGGUGGCAUGGUAUAUCGGGUCGGGCAAUGGCUUUGGUAACGCAUAUGGAUUGUCUGCUAUAACCGCAGCAAUGACAUUAGUCUUGGUCUGGUGGCGACUGUUCCUGCCGCCCGCACUACUGCCAUGCGCUGUCAUGAGUGGCGCGACUUACGUGCUGGUGAUCGGGUUCAGUUACGACGAUAAACAUACUGAGCAAUAUGGACUUCCAGGAUACGGAUACGAAGCUUUUUACAAACGCUUAGUGACCGUUCUAUUGGGGUUAGUCGCUGCGUUCGUUGUCCAGAUCUUUCCCAAACCUCCGUCGGCAAGUCGGCAUGUCCGCAAUUCGCUUUUCAACGCUAUUCGCAUCUUAUCAGACCACUAUGCCCUGCUCCUUUCCCAUUGGGGCCGAGCGGAUGACCCUAGCCCUGUCAACGUCGUGGCAGAGAAGAUAUCCCUUGACUUGGCCGAGACACUCCUCUCCCUGCAAGGACCCAUCAAUCUGUUGAAAUUCGAGAUCAGCUUCGGCCCGUUCGAUCAGGGAACUUUUCUUCAAAUACAAGAACUAAGCCAGGAUAUGAACCAAUCAAUAGGCCGACUGCUUGCUCUGACGGGAUCCCUCCCCUUAGAACUGCAGCAUCGUCUUAUGCGCAAUGUUGGCAUCAUGGAUGACACCAUCAUUGAUUCCGUCAUGGUCGUCCUCGGAGUAAUCAACCAGUCUUUAAAGACAGGUGAUCCUCUACCAGAAAGAUUGCCCGCACCGCUACUUAAUCGAUGCUAUGUAGCUUGGCACGCGGAGCACCGCAAGGCAGAGUUUAGUACGGACUUGGUGCGUAGUGAAGAUUACCGUCGGUAUUGCGUGGCGGUCAGCUCUUACUUAAAGUUUUUGUCUGCGGUUGAUGAUAUACUGCUCGUGCUCAAGGGGGUACUGGGGGAAAGUCAUAUUGUGAAUCCAUGGCGAGAAGAGAGGAUACCUGUAUGA
Messenger RNA from Penicillium atrosanguineum, 3024 nucleotides. RefSeq names its product aromatic acid exporter family protein. The transcript has a single exon. Lineage: Eukaryota; Fungi; Ascomycota; Eurotiomycetes; Eurotiales; Aspergillaceae. The record is from RefSeq and is a predicted model, not a curated record. Bases 1 to 3024 code for a protein of 1007 amino acids.